Fimicolochytrium jonesii is the source of this 2402-nucleotide messenger RNA. RefSeq names its product HAD-like domain-containing protein. Lineage: Eukaryota; Fungi; Chytridiomycota; Chytridiomycetes; Spizellomycetales; Powellomycetaceae. Gene Ontology annotation, biological process: dephosphorylation; L-serine biosynthetic process. The transcript has 5 exons. Gene Ontology annotation, cellular component: cytoplasm. The record is from RefSeq and is a predicted model, not a curated record. Gene Ontology annotation, molecular function: L-phosphoserine phosphatase activity; magnesium ion binding. Bases 245 to 2182 code for a protein of 645 amino acids.
ACAGCAUCGGGAAGCUACUGUACUCUAUUUCGCGCGCGCACGUUCUGAGAUCGCAGACUGACGAUUUGGGCACCCAAACUUGCCCAAAUCUCCACCCUCAGCACACACCCGACAUCCACCCAACAAAUAGCUCCCCAAGACUCCGCAAGCUCCCUGUUGUCACUCAUUCCAAAAUACAGGCAGUCCAGGACUCUCCGUUUCCAUCGUAGUCCUCCGAGCUUGGUCAGUCCUCGAACGCACCGCCAUGAAGUUCGGAAAAUACUUGACGGAACGCCGUUCGAGCCUCUCACCGGACUGGUCCAAGCACUGCGUCGACUACGUUGUUCUGAAGACUUUCAUCAAAGAGAAAGUAAAGCCACGUAGUCUGAACACCCUCUCAACCGCCUCGUCUGGGCCUGCCCCCAUAACAGACUUUGCAGGCCUGUUCGAGACCAGGGCAGCGCAAUUGCAACCCAUUGUAGCGCAGUUCCUUCGUCUGUUGGACAAGGAGGUGAACAAGUUCGCCGAUUUCUACGAAAGCGAGGCAAAGGCGCUUACAGGGCAGUUCGAAGGAACAGCAAAGUCAAAUGGCGCUGCAUUGGAUGUACUGCGCCAGAAGGCGGACAUGGCUCGGUUGAGUCAGCAGCUGCAGGAUGUCGUCAGGCUUGAGAAAUUUGUCUUCCUCAACUACACUGGGAUAACAAAGAUCCUGAAGAAGAACGACAGACAUUCUGGGUUCCAUCUGGCCGAGCAAUACAUCAGAUCGAUGUCCACAAAAUCGUUUUACCGAUCAGAGACUUUGUCGAAACUGAAACAGCAGCUGAUUGACCAGUUGAGCGGCGUAGCGGCCGGUGGAACGCACACUUCAUCGCCGCCCGCCAGCCCUGUUCUUACACGCCAAGGGUUGUCGAUUCCAGGACCCAAGCCUACAGCAACACAAAAGGACGGCUACUUCCCACCAUCCUCAUUACUGCCUCAACAGAAGCUGCUGGUGACGAUGGCCGGACCGCAUGGAACGGACAUCAUAGACGCGGUGCUGGAGAACCUGGCCACGAACAACUGCGAGAUGGAAGACUUUGUGCUUUCUCGAUUAUACCAUAACGUCACAUUCGGCUGUUUGAUCCGUUUGCGGUCGGAGAGCGUAAACCUCUUCAAGGAUCUUGCAGAGUCCGCACGCAAAUGGGACGCAACCCUUUUCUUUGACGUCCAAGACGCAAACAAAGGCGACCCAGUCGAAAGCUCACUCGAAGACGCCCCCUACAAAGACCGCAUCAAGUACACCGCCACCGUUCUCAACCAAAACGGGCUCUCCUGCACAUUCCUGCAUGCAUGGACGCGUCUCCUUCUCGACGAGCGCAUCUCCGUCGAAAAAAUGACCCGCUUAUCCGCCGCCCGCUCGCAACUCUGCUCCGUCGAGUACCGCCUCAGCGUGCCUCCCGAAGUCGAUUUCGACCGCUUCCGUGGCCAACUGUUCCAACUGAGUAUGGAACACGGCACCGACGUCGCUAUCCAGCUCAACGACGUGUACAGAAGCCACAAACGUCUCGUCAUCUUUGACAUGGACUCUACACUCAUCCAGCAGGAAGUCAUCGACGAGAUCGCCAAACACGCCGGUGUGGUCGAGGAAGUCGCGAAGAUCACCGAGCAGGCGAUGAACGGCGAGAUCGAUUUCAAGGAAUCCCUGCGUCGUCGCGUGCGGUUGUUGAAGGGGACGCCCGUCUCAGCUCUGCAGACUGUUAAGGCGCAGUUGACGUUCACUGAGGGUGCGCAUUUCCUGUGUAAAGCUUUGAAGAAACUGGGAUUCAAGCUUGCGGUCAUUUCGGGAGGGUUCAUGCCGUUGGCGCUGCAUGUGAAGAAUCAGUUGGGCUUGGAUUAUGCUUUUGCGAAUCAGCUGAAAGUCUCACCAGACGGCCAGACACUGACCGGCGAAACCCACGGCCCCAUCGUCGACGGGAUGCGGAAAGCCGAGCUGUUGGAUGUCAUCGCCCAAGCAGAGUCUAUUGGACCUGAGCAGGUCAUCGCAGUAGGUGACGGAGCAAACGACCUCUGGAUGCUCGCCGCCGCUGGGCUGGGGAUCGCGUUCAACGCUAAACCGAAAGUGCAAAAGGAGGCGCGAGCGCGAAUCAACCAAACCAGUUUGCGGAACGUGUUGUACCUGCUGGGUUAUACGGAUGAUGAUGCGAGGCAGUUGGCGGAGUUGUGAGAGCUUGUAUGCAUGUUCCGUUUGCGACAGUCGCCGCCGGAGCCCGCCGGCACAGAACUCCCUUCUCGAUGAGGCUGGGUCGGCGUAUCCUUCGAACUUUGUGGCUGAGACGAUGCCUGAGGAUGCACUGCUGAUACGGUUUAGGCCCUCUCCCGAUCUUGGUGGACGCAGGACAUCCGAACUAUCAAGUCAUCACGGGCGUCGUGCAAACAAUCAGGAU